UUGGAUUUUCAGAUUCAGAAGUCUAUAAUCAUUUGUUUCACCCGCUGCUUCCUCGAGAUCUAUUUUCACAGUGUGGAGACGAGAUGCUAGUUUUGUGUACACAAUAAUAAGAGGCUUGCGCGUGGGUUCGGUUUCCAACGCGACCUGUAGCAGUCACAUAACUCUGGUCCGGGGCGUUACGUCGGGUUUGUUGACGCAGUGCUAUCAACCCACACGUAACGUCACGGACCAGAGCUACCCGUAGUGCUGAUUAUAAAGCACCUUUUUUUUUUUUUUUUUUAUCGUAAUGACCCAAGUAAGGUAAACCGGUUUCAUACCUGGGCUGCCAUUCAUUCACCGCUGCUUGGUGGGUGAAAAAAACACUUCCUACUUAUUCACUCAGUGUACAAUAUAUCUUCUGCUGACUAGAUAUGGCUCGAACUACAGCCCCUGUGCCCGACGGAAACCUCACCAUACAACUGAACGGGAAUAACUUCAAAAACGCGAAUUGUAAGAAAAAUGGAUACCACAAUAAGGCGCAGAAAAACAGCACAGCACACAGCGCUGGGCCCCCCUCCAGUCGGCAGAGGUUUCAGAGACCAGAAUCCUUUGAGAAUCCUCCCAUGUACGUAGCUGUGAUGACAUACCUGGGGUUCGGCAUCGUCACAGUGUUCGGAUACUUCAGGGACUUCCUCAGAGCAGUAGGACUGGAGAAAUGUCACAUCGCCAGGGAGAGAGAGGAGCAGAAGGAUUUCGUCCCUCUGUACCAGGACUUUGAGAACUUCUACACCCGUAACCUGUACAUGAGAGUAAGAGACAACUGGAACAGACCUAUAUGCAGUCUGCCUGGCCCUGUGUUUGAUGUGAUGGAGAGGGUGUCCCCAGACUACAACUGGACAUUCAGUUUAACAGGGAAGACCAUAGAUGAUGUCAUCAACAUGGGUUCCUAUAACUACCUGGGUUUCGCUGAGAACAACGGUGAUUUCCUGAAAACUGUGGCAGACAGAACCCAGCAGUAUGGUCUCGGGGUCUGCAGCACUCGACAGGAAAUGGGUAACCUGGCUAUCCAUGAGGAGUUGGAGCAGCUUGUAGCCACCUUCCUGGGGGUAGAGUCCUCCAUGAUCUUCGGCAUGGGCUUUGCUACCAACUCUAUGAACAUACCGGCACUGGUCGGAAAGGGCUGUCUGAUUCUGAGUGAUGAGCUGAACCACACCUCGCUGAUCUUGGGAGCCAGGUUGUCAGGGGCAACUAUUUGGGUGUUUAAGCACAACAACAUGCAGAGCCUGGAGCGUCUGUUGAGGGAGGCGGUGUGUAGUGGGCAGCCUCGGACCCACCGGCCCUGGAGGAAGGUUCUGAUCAUGGUGGAAGGAAUCUACAGUAUGGAGGGGUCGGUGGUGCGUCUGCCAGACAUCGUAGCCCUGAAGAAGAAGUACAAGGCCUACCUGUACCUGGACGAGGCUCACAGUAUCGGGGCGGUGGGGCCGACAGGGAGGGGUGUGACAGAACUGUUUGGUCUGGACCCCUCGGACAUCGACGUCAUGAUGGGAACGUUCACCAAGAGUUUUGGGGCUGCCGGAGGAUACAUGGCUGGGAAAAGGGAGCUGGUCGACUACCUGCGUAGCCACUCCCACAGUGCGGUGUACGCCUCGGCCAUGUCUCCUCCCGUAACAGAACAGAUCCUGAGAGCCAUGAAAUGCAUCAUGGGGCUGGAUGGAACCACCGUGGGUCAGGCCAGGGUACACCAGCUGGCAGAGAACACACGCUACUUCAGGUCUCGUCUUCAAGAGAUGGGCUUCAUCAUCUAUGGUAACGAUGAUUCUCCUGUGGUCCCAAUUCUGCUCUACAUGCCAGGAAAAGUUGUGGCUUUCUCUCGCGCCAUGCUGAAGAGGAAGAUAGGAGUGGUGGUGGUGGGAUUCCCUGCUACGCCCAUCACAGAGGCACGGGCACGCUUCUGUCUGUCUGCGGCACACACCAAGGCCAUGCUCGACCAGGUGUUGUUUGAUCUGAACGAGUUAGGAGAUGAUUUGUGUCUGAAGUUCUCCCGGAGGAAAUAUUCUCCUCGUCCACAACAACACAACAACAACGACGACACAGACUUUGAGCUGGACAGUUAGCCAAUAGACUGAUAGGAUAACCCCUGAUCUCUGACCUCCCACCUCUGACCUCUGACCUCUGCACUGAGAGACUGUAACGGUGGUUCCAUGCUGACAGGGAAUGGCCAUACGUCUCAAUAAUUUGUCCUUUAUCUCGAAGUGUGCACUUGUGCUCUCCUCUCCACCCACACAUGUUAUAAACAUUGGAUUGGGUGUAAGCCUGGGUUAAACAGUGUCUAGUACCAUUUGUCUUGUACCAGAUCAUAAUGGGAUGUGAACCGGUCGUACAUGGUUAAAUUUUGGGAACAGCAGGUGCCUUCCGUGCCAGUCCAAUACACCGAGAGAGUGGGGUCUCAUCCCUGCCAGUCCAAUACACCGAGAGAGUGGGGUCUCAUCCCUGCCAGUCCAAUACACUGAGAGAGUGGGGUCUCAUCCCUGCCAGUCCAAUACACAGAGAGAGUGGGGUCUCAUCCCUGCCAGUCCAAUACACCGAGAGAGUGGGGUCUCAUCCCUGCCAGUCCAAUACACAGAGAGAGUGGGGUCUCAUCCCUGCCAGUCCAAUACACAGAGAGAGUGGGGUCUCAUCCCUGCCAGUCCAAUACACAGAGAGAGUGGGGUCUCAUCCCUGCCAGUCCAAUACACAGAGAGAGUGGGGUCUCAUCCCUGCCAGUCCAAUACACCGAGAGAGUGGGGUCUCAUCCCUGCCAGUCCAAUCCACAGAGAGAGUGGGGUCUCAUCUCAUCAUAUACAACCAAAAGGAAUGUCCAGUGCCCGAGGUGCUGCUGCUCUGUUCUGUAUAUAAUAGUGUGUUUAUAUUAGAAUGUAAAUGAAGAGAUCAUAUAAUUCGGAUCAUUCGAUCAACCAAUCAUUAUACAAGGCAACCAAUCGUUUGUAAAUAAGAUUGUGUUCUUAUUUGACUGGCCUGAUUAAUAAAUAAAUGUCAAAUGAAUGAAUUGA
Oncorhynchus keta (chum salmon) is the source of this 3029-nucleotide messenger RNA. RefSeq names its product serine palmitoyltransferase, long chain base subunit 3 (gene sptlc3). Gene Ontology annotation, cellular component: serine palmitoyltransferase complex. NCBI's taxonomy places the organism in Eukaryota, Metazoa, Chordata, Actinopteri, Salmoniformes, Salmonidae. Gene Ontology annotation, biological process: sphingosine biosynthetic process; ceramide biosynthetic process. The transcript has 12 exons. The record is from RefSeq and is a predicted model, not a curated record. Gene Ontology annotation, molecular function: pyridoxal phosphate binding; serine C-palmitoyltransferase activity. The coding region runs from base 411 to 2093 and encodes 560 amino acids.